AUGGCCUCCUUCUUCAUCUCCUGGGAGCUGUGGCAGCAGAUGACAUUUUGCCUCGGUGCGGCCAUUUGUCUUGUUUUUGCUGCCGGAUAUUGGAAGCUCUGCUGGACUCAUCAGUAUGUCAAGAAACAGGAGGCUGUUGACGAAGAGAGGCGAACGCACGACUUGGAAAUGCGCAAGUCGGGCCUGCCAGCGAUGAACCAAGUCACUGAAAUUCCCUUUGGCGUCCGAGCCAUUCAGAGCGGCAUCCAAGUCGACGGCAUCUGGAUCUCCAGCCAUUCGUUGCCCACAGAAACCCAAUCGAUGCUCGUAUCGAUGAACAUUUCGAUCCCAGGGCAGAGCAACGCAAAGGGAAAGGGACUGGAUACGAUGGCCCCGGUACUCGCACUGCUUCCACCGCAUACAAAUACCCUUGCAGAUGACUCCAGAAUUGAGCAGCCCUUGACCUUUGGCCUGCAUAAUUCUCUCCAGAAUUUCCAUCCAGACGCUUUGAAGACGUACCGACCAUCGGCCCCUCUAGGCUUCGAAAAGGAAAACUCCAACUCCACUGAGCGAUACGCCCUGGGACACUCGAAGGAAAGCGAGUCACAGGCGAGGACUGUAUCUCAAACGUACGUUCCGAUUGCCGCACCCAUCGCCGGGGCACUCGACGGCUCUCGCCAGAUGCGCGACGCUGUUUCCGCUGCUGCGUCUUAUGACCACGAAACACCCGACGCCAAUAAAGCGAUACCAAUUCCUGCAAACAAAUACCAGACCGCUGGCCCCCGGCGUCCGACUCACCAUCCUGAAAGACGCUUGCCUGCAGUUGACGUGCUAACGCCAAGCUCGCAUCAUCCCAUCGAUGGCUCGAACAUCCCGCGCUCAUUGAAUAUGGCGGCCGCUCACGUAGCAUACCCUGAAGGUACCGGUACUGUUGUCGUCCCGGAGCCCUGGACACCACCUGAGCCGGGAGCCAGUUAUCGUAUUAAGUCAGAACACCAGCACCAAAGAAGUCGGCCUACGAUACCAUCGCCCACAUUUGCACCGGGCGACGUGCACGCAAAUCGAUCACGACGCAUUGUGAAUCCUGGAUUCGAGGUCCUUCCCGCCGGUACAUUUACAGCUGGACAGAGCAGCAGUGGCGAUGAUGCGGACGCUGAGGAGUCAUGGCGGCAUAUGCGUCCGAGGAGGCUGUCUCAGGCAGGAAAGGCGAAACUGCGGAAGAGUCCGCCGAGCACGAGCCGCUGA
Verticillium nonalfalfae is the source of this 1224-nucleotide messenger RNA. RefSeq lists its product as uncharacterized. Lineage: Eukaryota; Fungi; Ascomycota; Sordariomycetes; Glomerellales; Plectosphaerellaceae. The record is from RefSeq and is a predicted model, not a curated record. The transcript has 2 exons. Bases 1 to 1224 code for a protein of 407 amino acids.